Odontomachus brunneus is the source of this 561-nucleotide messenger RNA. It is a transcript of the gene RpL35, whose product is annotated as 60S ribosomal protein L35. The record is from RefSeq and is a predicted model, not a curated record. Gene Ontology annotation, biological process: maturation of LSU-rRNA from tricistronic rRNA transcript (SSU-rRNA, 5.8S rRNA, LSU-rRNA); translation. Gene Ontology annotation, molecular function: mRNA binding; structural constituent of ribosome. Lineage: Eukaryota; Metazoa; Arthropoda; Insecta; Hymenoptera; Formicidae. The transcript is spliced from 3 exons. The coding region runs from base 148 to 519 and encodes 123 amino acids. Gene Ontology annotation, cellular component: cytosolic large ribosomal subunit; ribosome.
AUCAUUCUCUGGACACGGAAGCAGUAGCGUCAUCUACUUUGGGCGUGUUUAUUUUGUGUUGGCUACCCUGCUCUCCAUUAAUUUUACAGUUUGCAGCUCCAUUCUACUUCUUUGUUGUUCAUCCUUGGUGAGAGAACGCGUUUAAAGAUGGCAAAAGUAAAGUGUUCUGAAUUAAGAACCAAAGAUAAAAAGGAGCUGCUUAAGCAGCUUGAGCAGUUGAAAACAGAAUUGACUACUUUGAGGGUGGCUAAAGUGACUGGAGGAGCUGCUUCAAAAUUAUCCAAGAUUCGUGUUGUGAGGAAAGCUAUCGCGCGUGUGUACAUUAUUAUGCACCAGAAGCAGAAAGAAAAUCUUCGCUUAUUCUAUAAGAACAAAAAGUACAAGCCCCUUGACUUAAGGCCCAAGAAAACCAGGGCUUUGCGCCGUGUUCUUACACCAUACCAGGCUAGCAGGAAAACAUUAAAGGAGAUACGCAAGCGUUCUGCAUUCCCACAGAGGAAGUAUGCUUUGAAGGUGUAACAUGUACAUCUUUAAUAUGCAAAAUAAAAAUUUCCUAAAAUA